CCAGUCAGAAGGACUAGUGUCUCUCUCCCCAGCUUCAGCUCUGCCCACUGUCUGGCCUGCUCUGCCUCAGGAAAGGCACCAUGCUGCUCUGGGUGGCUCUACUGCUCUGUGUUUCCAUGACUGAAGGUCAAGAGUUGUUCCAGAAUCCUCAGCUGAGCCAAUAUAUCUCCUCGGAAUUGAGUGAUGUGAUCCUGAAGUGUAUGGUAAAGGUGGACCCCAAGAAGCCAGCUGUACAGCUCUUUUACUCUUUCUACAAGAACAAUGAGCUCGUUCAAGACAGGAGUCAGAACCCAGUAUUUUCCACAGAAGUCAAGGAGGAAAACUCUGGGCAUUACCAGUGUGUAGUAGACACUGAGAAUGGCAUAAUUCAGAAAAAAAGUGGCUACCUAGACAUCGAAUUCUGGACUCCUGUAUCCCAUCCAGUGCUCACUCUGAAACAGGAAGCCACUAACCUCACAGUGGGAGACAAGGUGGAGUUUCUCUGUGAGGCCCAGAAGGGCUCCCUUCCAAUCUUUUACUCAUUCUACAUUGAUGGAGAAAUCCUAGGGAAAGCCCUGGCUCCCUCUGGCAGAGCUGCCUCCCUCCUCGUCUCCGUAAAGGCAGAGUGGAGUGCCAAGAACUAUUCCUGUGAAGCUAAAAACAACAUCUCCAGAAGAAUAAGUGAGCCCAGGAAGUUCCCCUUGGUUGUCUCAGGUGCUACCCAGACCAAGAACAACAUGCUAAGUAUCUGGCUCCCUGCAAGCCUGUUUGGCGGGAUGGUCAUUGCUGCUGGAGUUCUAAUUUGUUUCUUCAAACCCUGUAAGAAAGAUGCCAGACCUGAGACGCCGACCCCAACAGACCCAGACUAUCUUCUCUAUGCACUGGUGGAUAACAGGAGAUAUAAGUGAGAUUCCCAUCAACGAUCUGGAUCCAAACACCAGGACCUGCCAAGAUCCCCUUGGCCUUUACAAUGAUGCUUUCUAUUAGUGCAAUGUCUUCCUCCAGCAUAUACCCAUCUCCAGCCUCCAGCCUCCAGCCUCCCAGCCUCUGGCCUCCAGCCUCCAGCCUCCCAGCCUCCCAGCCUCUGGCCUCCAGCACUCUGCAAUGCUUUCAAGUUCUCUCUGUGGAUCACCCUGUUCCUAGCUCAGCGAGGAUGUCUCGGUGCCCUAAUCCUGGCAAGGAGCUCCUGAACUGUGGGUUCUCUUCUGAGCGGAAACCAGGCAAUGGUGUGGGAAUGAAAAAUUCCCACCUUGACACACACACACACACACACACACACCAGUUCCAGACUUAACAUUGUAUACACAGCCACAGAGAUUUUCUUUCAGUACAAAUGGAAAGGGUUUUACUUCCAGAUAGACAGACACACAGAUAGAUAGGUGAUUUAGAUGAUAGAUAAUAUAUAGAUUAGAUAGAUAAUAGACAAUAGAUACAUGAUAGGUAGAUAGAUGACAGAUAAACAGAUGAUAGAUAGAUAAAUAGAUACUAGGUAACAUGACAGAUAAGUUGAUACAGGUAAAAUACAAAAUAACUAAAUACAGAUAGAUAUGUAUAUGUGUUUGGAGAUAAAUGGACAGAUAGAUUUUUAUAUAGAAAGAAAAUAUACUUGCCUUUAUCCUGAAAAGAAAGCUCUGACUAUGGGACAAACAGGCCUCUCAGAAGUUCAACAAGACCAAGGUAAACCAGCACAUGGGCCGCACAUACAGUGUCAUAGAAUCUUGCCAGGGGGUCAGUGCCAUGAAGGCAGCAAGAACUCUGCCUUCCCCUGGGAUUCUGAGCACGCCCAGUUCAGAAACAGACCUCAGUUCACUCAAAGCUCCAGGCUACAGAGGGCCCCAGAAAAGUUGGUCACUGAUUUCACGAUUAAAAAGUGGAUGUAAAAUCUAGUUGGUUAAAAGAAGUAAGUCCGUUUGUUUUGCGUUGCUCCUCCCUCUCAUGUACAGCACCCGGCAGUUCAGUGCUGGUCUGAGGGGUCCACACUCAGUGAAGGAAGCUCCCUUAGGCCCUGGCCCAGCUCUACUGCUUCCUGUUCUGAAUCACACACAGCAGAGUCUGCCUUGCCUGUGAAAGAAACCUCUUCCAGGUGGCACCCCAGACCUGCUAACAUCUUAUAUAGUAGUUCCCCAGGCUCUCCAAUAUCAAAGGCAUCAAGGUUACCUGGGUACUUAAUAGAAAUGCAGCCAUACAGACCAACCCCAGAUUUUGUUCGGUCAAAAAUCUGCAUUUCAGUAAGAUCCCUGGGCAGCUUGCAAGUACUUUCAAAGGGGCUGAUCUGUUUACAAGAGACUUUAUGGAAGUCCCUAGCCCCUGCCUGUCCUUGACCUAUCAGCCAUCCAGUUCAGGACCAGGAAAUACCAAGCCCCUCAUGGCCACUUACCAGAGAGCCUGCUGAGAAGACUGAACAGCUCAAGACAGACCAUCUAUAGGCAGAGGACCUCCAUGGGCCAGCCAGAGUAUAUUUGCAGACCCCAAACCAUUACUACUCACUCAAGAGAAAAACAACCCCCUCAUAUAAAGAUCAAAUCACAGACAUAUCAGCUCAUGGGGCACGACUGUGGCUAAUGCUCAGGCUGCCUCCAGCCCUUCCCAGGGAGCCAGAGGGCCUCCUUCCUGAGUUGCUCGCUUCCCGCCCUUACUACACCAGGAACCCAGACUAGCGCCAGCCUGAAUUGCUUUCAAAAAAUCUGUGACAAGCACAAAAAUCACAGCAAAUAUUUAGAAACUUUUAUAGCAAUCUGACAGUAAUUGUAUGUUUGUUUAAUAGAAUCAUAAAAUUAGAGUUUGUCUUUUGUAGGUAUGCCUUUUUUUAUUCUGUUUUUCUAGUUAUUUGCUUUUAUUAUAGUCUACAAAAGUACAGGUCCACAAUGGGUUGUAAAGGAAAACAGGUUGUUUGGCUCAGAUGACGGAGAGGCUAAACAUACACACACACACACACACACACACACACACACACUCCUGCCUGCUCAGGAACUUUUUGUCCUCACUAGUAUCUGUCUUCACAGAUCUAUGUACACAGCUGAAAACCUUUUCCAAAAAAUAAAAUAAA
Messenger RNA from Apodemus sylvaticus (European woodmouse), 3025 nucleotides. RefSeq names its product Fc receptor like 6 (gene Fcrl6). NCBI's taxonomy places the organism in Eukaryota, Metazoa, Chordata, Mammalia, Rodentia, Muridae. The coding region runs from base 81 to 887 and encodes 268 amino acids. Gene Ontology annotation, biological process: cell surface receptor signaling pathway. The record is from RefSeq and is a predicted model, not a curated record. Gene Ontology annotation, molecular function: transmembrane signaling receptor activity. The transcript has 7 exons.